AUGCAAUACGAUUUUGGGCCUAUUAGUGAGCUGAAAACAAACGGCUCCUGGAAGCUCAAUUCAUCAUCACUUCGAGGGCUACCCGAACUCAACAUCAAUUUUAAAGACUCUCAAAGAUUGUUAGGGGAUUUUCCAGGCGAUAUUCCGACAGUAACUGUGAAGACCUCCAACUCAUCGUCGUCGUUUAUGGUAUACUUUAAAAGUCUGUUCAGGCUCAACCAGUUGAAAAAGAACAGCAACGAAAUGGACUCAAAUUGGAAUGAAGCUUUACAAUUUUAUGAGACACUACAUGAAGAAGUCUCGCAACGCAAACAACAUGGAUAUAAGACUUCUCUGACAGACUACUGGGGCAAAGCUAUUGGUGAUAUCAUCUUCUCGAGCAAUGGUCCCCACGACAUGACCAUGUCCGGUGCCAGAAGCCUAUCAAGCUUUAAAAAUCAUAUGCUACCUUUUCCAAUCAUUUUGACCAAUUCUAAAAACGUCCACAAAUCGAAUGAAGGGCACAGAAGAAUAUUUGAGUUCAACCCGUAUGAGUUUGGAUCAUGGGAGGAUUACCUUAAAUCUUUCGUAAGAUUGGACUACUUGGGAACAAAGAUGUUGAACGGCAAGCCAUUCACAGGUUUAUGCACAAUCGGCUAUGAUGAGAUGACCUUCAUAGCCGGAACUUCUUCAAGCUUAUUCAAUAGUAUUCUAGGCCACUUUUGGAAAUAUAUGGCUAGAUCAAAGAAACAAACAUAUGAGUCUAUGAAAACCAUUCUGAACGUUUUUGGGCUGACUUCCUGCGAAGAUAUCAAUGCUAACAAGUACGUGGCAGAUUAUGCUCUCAUCUACCCAAACCCAUUUCACGGAUAUGGCAAUACAACUCUCUCCAGCACAGUUCGAAAUUCCACAGAUCUGUAUCUUGUGGAUGGUGGUGAGGAUGAAAACAUUCCUUUCCAGCCUUUCCAUCAGAAAGCAAGAGAUGUUGAUGUAAUCAUUGCAAUUGACUCAAGCUCUGAUCUUGACAACUUCCCUAAUGGAACAAACAUAGGCAUUACGUCAAAUCAGUACCAAAACUCCAAAUCGUUUUUUGUGUAUGACGAAAAACGUUACGCUUUGUUUCCCAAUAUCCCAUCUCCUGAAAUAUUCGUUGAAAACAAGCUUAAUAAACGCCCUGUGUUCUUCGGCUGUCACAUUCAAUCAGCUUACAAAUAUCUGGGCGAAGAAUCAAAAUACUCCAAUAAGACCUCAGAAACCUGGCUACCCCCGCUAAUUGUGUACAUACCUAAUACCGGGUAUACAACAAAUUCCAAUAAGUCAACAUUCAAGUUGAGCUAUGAAGAGAAUGAAAUGGCAACAAUGAUCGAGAAUGGGUACUCAGUGGGGACUUACGGGAACAACUCCUAUGACCCGAGCUAUUUCCAAUGUAUCGGGUGCGCCAUCAUUAAACGUGAGCUGGAUACAACAGGGAGAGAUAUUCCUGAGACAUGCCAAAAGUGUUUUGAAAACUUCUGUUAUAAUUAA
This is a messenger RNA of Ogataea parapolymorpha DL-1, 1503 nucleotides long. RefSeq lists its product as uncharacterized. Gene Ontology annotation, cellular component: intracellular membrane-bounded organelle; extracellular region; plasma membrane. Lineage: Eukaryota; Fungi; Ascomycota; Pichiomycetes; Pichiales; Pichiaceae. The record is from RefSeq and is a predicted model, not a curated record. The transcript has a single exon. Gene Ontology annotation, molecular function: A2-type glycerophospholipase activity. The coding region runs from base 1 to 1503 and encodes 500 amino acids. Gene Ontology annotation, biological process: glycerophospholipid catabolic process.